Messenger RNA from Mixia osmundae IAM 14324, 2174 nucleotides. RefSeq lists its product as uncharacterized. NCBI's taxonomy places the organism in Eukaryota, Fungi, Basidiomycota, Mixiomycetes, Mixiales, Mixiaceae. Bases 1 to 1872 code for a protein of 623 amino acids. The record is from RefSeq and is a predicted model, not a curated record. The transcript is spliced from 4 exons.
AUGACCGACGCAGAAGAACGGAAGGACAACACGUCGAUAGAGCCUACCCCGCGAUCAACUGGCCUGGUUGCAGGCUCUGCCAGCACGGUGCUCCACGGCCACACUGCACAUGGAGGGCACAACGAACGAGACAUGUCGAGCCAUGACCCGAGCAUGUCUAGUCUGCUCUCCAAUGCAAGCGAAACCCGACAGACCGUAGAUCGCGAGCGACUCAGCGCAGUGCGCUCGCACUCGCCGAGCUAUAGCGACGCGCCCAUCACGAGCGGCUCGAGAUCGCCAAGUCAAUCUACAUCUAUGACAUUUUCGAUGAGCGCGCAAGAUCAGCGACAGAGCGAACGAUCAGCCCGCCAGCGAGCGCGGGACAAGUGGCUGGCAAAGAAGACGCCCGAGGAGCGGGCGGAGCUAACUCGUCGCAACACUGAGAACAAGCGGCAGUCGAGGUUAAAUCAGAAGCGCCAGAGACAGCAAAAGAUGCUGGAGCAACAGCAGCAAGACUGGCGUGAGCAGCAGAGGACUAUCGGGGCGACGCACUCUUCUGAUCGACGAGCGAGUCCAGACAACCAGAGCACACCCAGCGGCUCUUCUGACUACCAGCACUCAUCAGGGCCAGCCUCUGCGCACGCUGCUUUUGCAUCACCAGACGAGUCAGGCUCACCGAUCGACUACCGGCCAGCCGCUGGCCCUUCUUGCGAGUCUGGUACCGUGCCUGCUUUGGCUUUACCUGUCGCCCUUUCGAGUCCGAUCGUCCGGCAAAUCCGACCGAGCGCAGUCUCUGAUGCGACACCAGAACAUGGCGCACGAGAUGGUAAUCUGGCUUACUGUCGAUGUAAAGGCUGUCGCGAAGCAGCGCAUGCCAACGGCCGAUGGAUCCAUAAACGAACGUUCAGUCGGCAUCGCCGCUUGUUGCUCGACGAGCAGGCCAAACGUCGUGCUGCCCAACAAGAACGCAUGUGCUCCAGUCGAUCAGCCUCUGCUGAGCAGUCUGAUAGUGGCUCGUCCUCAAACCAAUCAAGACAGGGUCUAGACGCCGACUCUUCCCAUGAUACCCCGCUUCGAUCGCAGACUCUGCCUUUGUCGAUGUACGAAGUCAGCACGACGCAUGCAUCCUUGCCCCGUCUGCGUCUCCAGACAUCUCUCGUUCGCCAAGUCGACGAACGACCCGAACCUGAACUCCCGCAAGCAAAGCGUCACGCUUUCUCCCGAGGUGAACACUCUCGUCCUAUUCUGCCUCCCUUGCCAAUGCCUAGAAGGCUCUCUUCAGGCGGUCCAGAGCUUUCAGGUCGGUCCUCUCAUGAUUCGAACCGCAAUGCUGCCAUGGAAUCUUAUCGGUCCACGCACGUAUCACCGCGGCCCUCCUAUGCUUAUCGUACCCUUUCUGCAUCCUCUGCUAUCUCGCACUCGGUGACGCAGGACUCGGUGACGCCCUUGACACCCUUGACGCCGAUGACAGAGUCGCCCGCGUACAAGUCCUCACGGCGAGAGUCUUUCGGCUUUCCCGCCAUCUCGACGAUGGCACCGGCAAUAUCAAUUCAGCAGCAAUUGGCCUCCCGUGAUCCUGUCGUGCGUCUGCCCGACCCGACGUCACCCCGUAGCGUGCGACCACCCAGCAGAAUAGACACAUCUUUACAUCUUAGACAGAUCAUUGACACACAGACGAAUCGGUCCCGAGGCGAAGUGUACAGCGAAACGUUCAAGCAGCAACUGCUGCGCGAAGCAUCUGAGCAAGACUUGCUUUCGUCUAAGAACCCGGCGUACAUCAGUCUUCUCGACAGAGAUGCUGCUCGCGAGAGAGAGCUACUACACCUGAGGCAAAGAUUGAAGCAAUUCGUAGCACAGCAACCCACCAACGCGAUGCAAGGCGAAUACACGUAGCAAGCUUCCGAGGAACUACCUCUUGCGCUGUAGAAUUGUACAUGUCCACGACAAUGGAUGCCUACGCAUGGACUCCUUCUCCUUCGUGAAACAAUGCUUCUUGUGGGGUCUUGCGAGGAGUCAGCGGACACUUGCGAGCUUGCGCCAGCACCGACGCGUAUCGUAAUGCAUACGCACGUACGCACAUGCGCCUCGGACUAUUGACGUCAGACCUGAGAUGACCACCAAGACGGCUUUGGGCGGCUACAAGGUCGGCAUACCCAUCAUUCCGCCCGUCGAGGCCCUGACGAGCUGCACGCCAG